Impatiens glandulifera is the source of this 1212-nucleotide messenger RNA. Its product is annotated as probable indole-3-pyruvate monooxygenase YUCCA10. NCBI's taxonomy places the organism in Eukaryota, Viridiplantae, Streptophyta, Magnoliopsida, Ericales, Balsaminaceae. The record is from RefSeq and is a predicted model, not a curated record. Gene Ontology annotation, molecular function: N,N-dimethylaniline monooxygenase activity; NADP binding; flavin adenine dinucleotide binding. The transcript has 5 exons. The coding region runs from base 29 to 1198 and encodes 389 amino acids.
UCUCAUUGUGUGUGUGAAAGAAAUAGAUAUGGAAGGUGAUAAACAACUUUGUUAUAAGGUGAUCAUUGUCGGAGGCGGGCCUUCGGGGCUGGCAAUGGCGGCGUGUUUGAACACUCUUUCGAUUCCAAACGUUAUAUUGGAGAGGGAAGAUUGUUUUGCUUCCUUAUGGCAGAAGAAAACAUACGAUCGCCUCAAACUUCAUCUCGCGAAACCAUUUUGCGAACUUCCUCACAUGCCUUUUCCAAAGUCUUACCCUACUUAUGUUUCUAAGAAAGAAUUCGUUCAAUACUUGGAUGACUACGUUAAUCAUUUCAACAUUACUCCAAGGUAUAAUAGAUUUGUGGAGUCAGCUGACUAUGUUGAAUUAGAGAGUACUAAGAAAUGGAACAUCAAGGCGAGAAACAUCAACUCGGAAGAGUUGGAAGAAUAUAGUUGCGAUUUUCUUGUUGUGGCAUCGGGAGAGACAAGCGACACGUUCAUUCCAAAAGUGGAGGGACUAGAGACAUUCGUUGGAGAAGUAAUUCACACCACUCAAUACAAAUCCGGCGAGAGAUACGUUGGAAAGAAUGUUUUGGUGGUGGGAUCUGGAAAUUCCGGCAUGGAAAUUGCUCUCGAUCUUGCUAAUCACGGUGCCAAGACUUCCAUUGUCAUUAGAAGCGAUAUACAUAUAUUAUCAAGGAAAGCUACAAAUAUGGGACUAUAUCUAUUGAAAUACAUCUCUUUGUAUUGGGUGGACACUCUUUUAGUUAUAUUGAGCAAACUUAAAUAUGGAAGAGAUUUAACCAAAUAUGGUAUCAAAAGGCCACAAGAAGGACCUUUUUUCUUGAAAGGCAAGUAUGGAAAAUAUCCGAUCAUUGAUCUCGGUACAUUCGACAAGAUCAAGUCCGGCCAAAUCCAGGUUUUACCGGGAAUAAUAAAUAUUAGGGGAAGUGAAGUGUCAUUUAAUAAUGGGAAAUCAUAUUCAUUUGAUGUAAUCAUUUUUGCUACUGGCUUCAAGAGGUCAACUAACAAAUGGCUAAAGGGAGAUGAUUACCUUUUGAACGAAGAUGGGCUUCCAAAACCGAGUUUCCCAAAUCAUUGGAAGGGUCAAAAUGGGCUUUACUGUGUUGGGCUUUCUAGAAGAGGUCUUUAUGGAACUUCAUUGGAUGCAAAAAAUGUAGCUAAUGAUAUCAAGGCUAUUCUUUCGGCCCAAAUUUAAAACACCUAAUCAUA